GAGAAGGUUCUACCAGAAAUUACAAAAUUCAGGAUUACAAUAUGUAUUAUCCAAUAGAUCAGUCUAUUUACAACGCUAAUUAUAGUUCAAAUGUACAUCAAAAUUAUAUUUAUCCAAUUGCUACGAUUUCUGAUGAUAUUACCAAGAAUACUGUGACAGCAAUUACAACAGAAAUACGACAUGCCGAUGAGAAAAAUAUCGAAAUUUUUCUUGGGAAAAACGAUCAAACAAAGAAUACAAAUGACCAGAGAACGAUUCAAAGAAAGUCUAAAAUUGCAUUUGCUAAAGAUACCAUAACGGCAGCAUAUAAAUUGAAUGAAAAGUUGAAAAUACUUUGUGAAGAACUUAAAAAUAAUCAAAACUUAUCGGAAGAAGAAUGGCAAGAGAAAAUGAACAUUUGUGAUACAGCAAAGAGUGAAAUUAUGAAAUUGUUAAAUUCUAUAAAAGAUCCAAAUUUCUUAAAUCAGUUGAAGAAAGAUUUAGAAAGACGCAAAAAAAAGAGAUUAAGGGAGAAAAUUAGAAGAGAAAAAUGGAAACAUGAGAAGAUAAUGAAAAUGGAAAGAAGAGCAAGACUGAUGGUAGAAGAACAAGCUGUAAUAGAAAAAGAAAAGCAAGAAGAAAAUUUACGUAAAGAUGCAGAUUUAAUUUUAUCUGAUAUUAGAGGAAAGCGAAGCGAUGCGAGAAAAUAUCUUGGAUUGUUACAGGAAUUACAAAAUCUACGGAAUGUUAAAGUCAAUAUUGCCAGAGCAAGAGGAGAACAUUUGUCUUUAGCAGCGGAUGAAGCAUUUAACAAUAUCAUAGCUAAGUUAACAGAACUAUGGUCAGCACUUGAUAGAGAAUAUUCCAUAGAAGAACAAGGUCUAAAAUUAAUGUUGAAGACUGAUAAUGAAGAAAGAAUUGAGAAACAAAAGAAAAAUCUGUUUGAUGAAUGGGAAAAUGUAUUAUUUGGAAAAAAAAUAUUAACAAAUGAUCAAUACGAUACUGAUUUAUCUAAUUUUAUUAAUAUUAGAACUGCUUGGGACAGAUAUAUAAGUACAGAUAGUAAUGCAUCAUCAAUUCCAAUCGGAUGGGUAAUACCUAAUAAACCAUCUUCUGCUGCCUGGCAAAAAUGUCUCAAAAAAGAAAUACCAUGAAGUAAAUGAAUAAACUGUAGUUUACGAAUAUAAUUACACUUUGAUACACGCCUUGAUAAUUUAUAUUAUAUGAACACAAAUGCAUGUAAUGUAAUUUACAUUCACAAAAAAUGUAAAAAACUUCUUUGGUCUACUACAUAUUAUCCAUUUAAUAUUUAUAUUCAAUUUUUAGUAUUUUAUUUUAGUAUCUUAAUUUAAAAAGUCUAGCGAGUGAAAGUAUAAUGAUAAAUAUUUUAAUUUUUAUUAAAAUAUAUAUGAAAAAUAUGUACAAACUUUUCUAUGAUACACGGUGAGACAAUAUAACGUGUUAUAUUCAUGCUAUACUUAAAAUUAGGUUCUUUUGAGCGGCACUUGAAGGUUCCAAAAUGUGACUGUCUUUUACUACCGUGGGAGGUACAGUCUCU
Messenger RNA from Nomia melanderi (Alkali bee), 1537 nucleotides. RefSeq lists its product as uncharacterized. Lineage: Eukaryota; Metazoa; Arthropoda; Insecta; Hymenoptera; Halictidae. Gene Ontology annotation, cellular component: U12-type spliceosomal complex. The record is from RefSeq and is a predicted model, not a curated record.